Bombyx mori (domestic silkworm) is the source of this 11861-nucleotide messenger RNA. It is a transcript of the gene EMC1, whose product is annotated as ER membrane protein complex subunit 1. Lineage: Eukaryota; Metazoa; Arthropoda; Insecta; Lepidoptera; Bombycidae. The record is from RefSeq and is a predicted model, not a curated record. Gene Ontology annotation, biological process: protein folding in endoplasmic reticulum. Gene Ontology annotation, cellular component: EMC complex. Gene Ontology annotation, molecular function: protein binding. The coding region runs from base 46 to 2787 and encodes 913 amino acids. The transcript has 16 exons.
CAGGAUUGUCAAUUAUCACCGCUGUCAGACACUGGUCUUUCGGAGAUGGGGAAUUUGUCAAUAAAUCUAAAGCCUAAUUUUAUGGGUUUAUUAAAAUGUUUAAACAGUAUAAAUUGGUUUAUUGUGUUUUUUAGUCUAAUUAAUUUAUCCAUGUGCAUUUAUGAGGAUCAAAUCGGGAAGUUUGACUGGCGCCAAAGCUAUGUUGGGCGUAUAAAGUUCGCCCAAUUCGAUACGGUUUCAACCGCCAGGAAGAUAAUAGUAGCGACCGAAGAGAAUGUUUUAGCUGCACUCAAUCUGAAGACAGGGCAGGUAGUGUGGAGGCAUGUGUUUGAGAGUACAUCUUCUGGCAACAUCCAGUUGCUGCAUCUAUCAGAUCAAAUAAUCACCGUGACGGGCUCCAAUCCUUAUCUCGUUAGGGGAUGGGACUUGAGUACUGGCGUACUAAUUUGGGAAUGGGGCCUCACCCUCCAGAAGAAUGAGCACACUGAUUUCUCCGAAUGGUGGGUUCAGAAUGGUCUGCUUGUUCAUAUGGUGCCGAAAUUUGGCUCUCACAUUGAGGUCAGCGUCUACAAUGUAGCUACUGGACAUAAUCGAGGAGCAACUUCGAAACUACCUGCUGUUUGGAUCAAUGAGGGCUGUGUCUUAUCUCCACCAUAUUACACCUGUAUCUCGGGAUCACCCGGAAACCAGCUGCUCUUAUCCAUGGAUGUUACGUCUGAUGCUGUACAAAUCAUAAGCAAACCUUUAGCAGAAUACACAACGGCAAGGAAUGGAAACCUGAAUCCCUUCGACACUAACACAGUCAUACCAGGGUUUCUAUUAAAUGAAAAAAUCAUAUUGAUCCGUGGCAAUAAGUUUGAAGCGAUCAAUAUAGCUAUCAGUGAGCCAUCUGCAAGUGUUGCUCUUGUGGAUAGCGCUAGCGGACCAUUAGUUUUGCAGACUUGGAAUGAUGAGGCUAAGGGUUUCACCUUAAUGGCCCACAAUUUAGUUUCUGGGCAAAGAGUAAAUGAGAUUGGCUGGUCGGACCGCAGUCUGUCGAUACCGGAGCCGGAGUUGUCUGCGGUGAUUUGCACUAAGACAGCCAGGGAACAGCAUGUAUGCAGGAUCCUGGUCACUGCUGCCGAUGAUGCCAGCCAUUUGAUACAGCAAGAAGGGAGAGUGCUAUGGACUCGCGAGGAAGCCCUAGCCAAUGUGGUGGCUGUCGAGUUUGUGGAUUUGCCAGUGUCAGACUUGGACGCGGCUAUUGAAUCGGAAUUUGAUCAGAAAGAAGGUUCGGUACUGGCGGCGUUCACCCGGCGGCUGCAGAGUCAGUUCCAGCAGCUGCAGGGCGCGGUGCGGGCGCUGCUGGCGGGGGACGCGGCGGCCGCGGACGAGCCCCCGCCCCUCGUGCGCGACUACUUCAACCUGCACAAGAUCAUGGUGCUCCUGACGGACACCGGCAAGAUCUUCGGCAUGGACAAUUUGUCGGGCGAGAUACUGUGGAAGCUGUACGAGCCGAACCUGAACACGGAGGCGGCGGUCAUGUUCACGCGGCGGUCGGCGCGCCACCCGCCGCACGACGCCUACCUCACCGUCGUCGGGAAACACGAGGAAACAGGCAACGGUCUGAUCGUCAGUUUAAAUCCGAUCCGAGGCACUCCCGUCGGGGAGCAGACCUUGCACUUGGACGUGCAGAUCUUACAAUGUGCGGUCCUGUACAAAGCAGACGCUCAGAAGCUCCACGCGCUCAUACUGCUCGAUAAGGACGAGAACGUGCAGAUCCUGCCGGAGUCCUCGGCGCCGCUGGUGGAGAACAUGUACAUGCACGUGGCCGACCGGAGCUCCGCCGUGGUCCGGGGCUACGCCCUGCGGCACGACGGAGAGCGCGUGUCGGCAAAGAAUAUUUGGUCGGUGGACCUGUCCGGGGGUGGGUCCCAGCGCGUGGUGUGGUCCGUGAGCAAGCCGGCCGCCGAGCGCAUCCACUCCGCGGGCCGCGUGCUGCCGGACCGCAGCGUGCUGUACAAGCACCUCAACCCCAACCUCGUGCUGCUCCUCACCGAGGGACCGGACCCCGUGCACAAAGACGUGGUGGUGGCGACGUGCGUGGACGGCGUAUCGGGCGGCGUGCUGAGCGCGCACGUGCACCGGCGCGCGCGCCGCCCCGCGCUCCCGCUGCACUCCGAGCACUUCCUCGCCUACCUCUACUACAACGACAAGCAGCGCCGCCACGAGAUCGCCACCCUGGAGCUGUACGAGGGCCCGGAGCGCUGGGUGCCGGCGGGCGCGGCGUUCAGCUCGCUGCGGGGGGCGCGCGCGCCGCACGUGCAGCGCCACGCCUACAUCGUGCCCGCCGCGCCCGCCGCCGCCGCGCUCUCCGCCACCGAGCGCUCGCUCACCGACAAGCACGUGCUGCUGGCGCUGAGCACGGGCGCGAUCGUGGAGCUGCCGUGGGCGCUGCUGGAGCCCCGGCGCGCGCUGUCCCCGGCGGGCGAGGCGCGCGAGGAGGGCCUGGUGCCCUACGCGCCCGAGCUGCCGCUGCCCGCCGAGGCCGUCGUCAACUACAACGCGACGCUGCUCCGCCUCACCCGCAUACACACCGCGCCCUCCGGACUCGAGUCCACCAGCCUCGUGCUCGCCACCGGACUGGACCUGUUCUACACGAGGAUAGCUCCGUCAAAGACCUUCGACCUUCUCAAGGACGACUUCGACUACUACCUCAUCAGCGUAGUGCUCGCCGCGCUGGUGCUCGCCACGUACAGCACCAAGUACUUCGCUGCGAGGAAGAUGCUAAAGAUGGCCUGGAAGUGAGCAGCAGAGUCUGCAGCGCGACACCAAAUAUCGCUUACUUACAACGGAAACGACAAAACUGGUACACGCUCACUCACAAUAACUGGAAAUUACAUAUUUAAAUCUGUUGGGCACGUGCGUUGUCCCUGAGCGGCCGUCUCCGACUGGGUUCGUUGUGGCCGGCGUUACCAUGGCAACACUGAGUAGCACAGCGCCAUCUAUCGCACGUACACGUAAAUUAUGAAGCAUUUAUCACCGGCCCGUUAUGAUUAAUGAAUUUAUAGUAUUGUUAAUUGAUAAUUCUUCGAAAGGACACAUUGACGAUAUGCGAAUAUUAUGAAAUAGUUGAGUAAUUGUUGGAUUGUGCACAUGUAAAAAAAAAUCUUAAUAGUCCAAUUGAGCUGUUUUCGUUUAUAAAGAUGCGAACCACGAGAUGUUUGUUAAUAUUCAAUAAUACAUUUUAGGCAAAUUUACAAAUUCUAAACCUUUUUUUCUCUUUCCUAAUCCUUUAAGGAUUCUAAACUAAAUUCUGAUCGGACGUGGCCAUGACGCAUUUUAUUUACAAAUCGUAAAACUUUUUUUUUAAGUUUUACGAAUUCUAAAUUAAAUUCUGACGUGACCGUGACGCCUUGUACUAAUCUUAUGAUUAUUGACAACAGAACGAAUUAAUUCAGUUAAAUACAAAAUAGUCGUUGUUAAAAUAAACAUUUCGCGUUAUUAUUUAUUUUGUAAUAUCGUUAAUGGCACUCUACGGGUUUGUUGUUCCGAUGUCAAACGUUAAUAUAAUUAUAAUGGGAACGGAUUGCAUGGUUUUUGUUAUUUCCAUGUCGCCCACACACAGCCUGACAAGCAGCUGUCAAAAAAUUAUUGUCAUUGUUAUUGACAGAGGUGACGGUUGGGUUUGGUUACAACUCUUAUUCUGUUGUUUUAUGCCCUGAAUCACUAAUUAAUUCCGAUAUAAUAUCCUUUUAAAAACAUAUAAAUCAAUAUAGAUUCUCAAAUUCUAUAACCAGUCGAUUAAUACAAAUCGGCAAGCUGUUUGAAGCUAAUUAAGUUGCUAGAAUCAAUAAUUAAUUUAUAUAAAUAUAGAUAGAUAGCGUUUUCACCACUGAACACAAGAUAUUCAAUUCUUCACAAAUAGAUGCAUGAUUUAUCAUUUGGUUACGACGUCAUACCUAUGGGGUCAUGUAAAGUUUUUUGUCCCUUUCUUAAGAUCUUGACCAUCAGAUUCUAAGACCAAUUGUGAAGUAGAUAUUGUUUUAGAAGAUUCUCUUCUUUUCAUUAGAAGAUUUUCUUCGAUUUGUAAUCAUGGAAGUUCAUACGGAAAUCUUAUGAGUCUAAAAUAGAGAAUUAUUGUGUGGUCUAGAAAUAAUUACUUAUUAUAUACUUUAUAUACGACAUUUUGUCUCUCGGCCGUGUGCCUGAUAGCAAAUAAAAAAUAAAAAAAUGACGCGCGUGCAACUUGGUGUACGUGAAAGAAUUGAAACUUCUUUUCCGGUGUGUAGUAUUGUGGUUUUCUUCAUUUUUCAUCCUUAAAUCAAAUUUGUCUUGUACUAGGGAAUGCUGUGUAUAAGAGAAACGAUCUAGCUCGCUUUGUCCUUUCCCUCUCUCGACGGUUGAGUGUUUCGCGAGACGUUCUGUCUAUUUUCUCACUCUCGCUCUUCCUAAAUUGUAUCUUUUCUCUCUAGCCGUAACGAAUCUGUCACGAGUUCAAUUUUACUCAACAACUUUCAACGCGCCUAAAGAAGUUUCACUUUAAAAACAUUAUUUUGUUGAUUGAUAAAUGUGUGGUAAUUUGGUGAAUGUGUCUCGCAUCGUCAGUCGAUUUCAAAAACGAUAGAGAGAGAGACAAAAUAUAGUGCAUCUAUUCACACACUGUAUCGUUAACAGGGUUAGUUUUUUUACUAAGAAAAAAAAUCUUGAAUAGAAAGUUAAUUUAUUGUAAAUGGUUGCUUAAACCUAGGCCCAUUGUAUUUGAUAGUUUAACUGUAUUACUAAUUAAGCAAUGUAUGUCUGGAUUUAGCACUGAAAGCUUUUAAGCAUCGUCUCUUCGUGCUUAAAAGUGUCGAGCUCCGCUGUUGAGGGUCACCUCUACACAAAUCAAAGCAAAGUUCAAGUCAAUUUUAAACGAUAUUAUGGAAGCUUAACGUUCGUGUGCCCACGGCACAAGUGAAGCCCCCUAAAAGUGUUGCAUCUCAGUCUUUCACAUGCUAAAUCAUAUAUUUGUCUCUUUUCAGUUUCAUAUAUAUGUGUACAUGUAUGUAAAUGUAUUUAUUUAUUGAAAUUUUUAGAAGUUCGUUAUCGAUACAAAAAUCACGAGUUUGAUGUUCCAACGAAAAAAAUCAAGAUAUGUUACAUAUUUAAGACGAUGAAAUGAUUUAUAUUUAAAAACCUAAAAACUUGUACCAUUGAUCGCAACGCGUGACGUCAUAUGUGUGGCGAUUGUCGAAAUCUACAUGGAAUGUGUUACAAUAAUUUUAUUAUUAGGUAUUUGCUUUUUUGAGAGAGAGGACGGUUAGCGCAGUACCGACAUGUGAUGUAAUAGAGAGGAGAUGCAUGUGACUAUGUAUGGAAAUAUAGGAGAUGUAUGGAAAUGAUAGUGCAAGGUAGAGGGGGAAGAGGUCGACCGAAGAAGCCAUGGAUGGAGUGUGUGAAUGACUAUAUGAGAGAGAGAGAGGAGUGAGUGUUGAGAUGACGACUGAUAGAAGAGAAUGAAAUAGAAAAAUUCGCUCCAAAAAAACCUGGUGGGAUAAGGACAAAGAAGAAGGGGUUGUUGCUUAUUUUGGCCUCGAAUGACGUCACACGAUAAUGCAUUCAGUCGAAUCCUGUAUACUUUGAACAUAUGAAUGUCAGACUCUGUAUUACGGAUGUGAAAUAUUCUGUUUUAUGUAGAAAAAAGUUUACUUUAUUUAUUUAUUUGUAAAAACAUCCACUAUAAAAGCAUAGUAAAAAGUAUCGAAUAUUAAUUCAAUUUUGUUUGAAACGUCACGAACUAUCGAGUGUUCAAGUUUCACUAACGCUGUAUUUAGUAAGGUGAAGGAAUAAAUUAUAAUAAAACUGCAUAUAGGUAUAAUUCUGUAAUAGGAAAAAUUUAUAUAAAUAUGAGUGUUUAGUGUGAAGAAGUAAUUAAUAAAGGAUUGUUUUCAAUUGAGCGAUUUCUUGCGCGAAACAGCCGUGUAGUCUGAUCAAUACUGAACAUACCAGUGUUUGGUCAAAUUGACAGAAUUCAAAGUUAAAUUUACAAAUUUCAACUUUACAAUACCAUUAUCGAAAAAGAUGGGGACAAUUAUUCUUAAAAUAUGCAUAUAAUAUUUUAUUUGCUCAUUGUUUAUAGUUAUUUCUACUAUUAACCAAAAAAAAUAAUGUAUAAUCGUUUUCUGUAUUGAAUCGAUAUUUGGACAAAAUCGAUAUUUCGGUUUUAAUUAUCGGUCAAUUUGAUCUAGCGCUGUAGGAACAGACACGCAAGUAUUUUUGGUAGGUCGAGUCGAGUGAUUCGCGUCUUAAGACGACAACGAAUAUAUUAAAUUUUUCAUUUUGAUUUGAAAUAUCCAUAUAUUUUGACUGGUGGUAGAACCUCUUGUGAGUCCGCGCGGGUAGGUACCUAUUCUGCCUAUUUCCGCCGUGAAGCAGUAAUGCGUUUCGGUUUGAUGGGUGGGGCAGUCGUUGUAACUAUACUAGAGACUUACAUCUUGGAACUUAUACCUCAAGGUGGGUGGCGCAUUUACAUUAUAGAUGUCUAUGGGCUCCAGUAACCACUUAACACCAGGAGGGCACAGGUGUAACACCAUUGGAAGAUCAAAAACAGUGCAAAUGUUAUUGGAUGUUCUCAUACAAGAUGCAUUAAAUUAUUUAUUACGAAAUACUUGUGUUGUAUUAUUUAUAGGGAACAUCAAGGUUCGCACGCGAAUCACUCUAAAGUAGGCUAGCUCAUUUAAUAAGUUUGAAAAAGUAUCCUAAACGCUAUUUAUUGUUUAGCAUAAAUCAGAUAGUUAAUGGUAUUUAAGUAUAAAUGGAAUGGAAUAAUAAAAUUUAUUAUAAGCGUUCGUUCCAAAGUUCACGUGUUUGUGAUGUCGAGACGUGAACGAUUAGAUGUUUUGUUUCAAACGAAAGUUGUCAGUUGAGCUUUAUAUGUAUAUAUAGUCCACUUAGUGCUUUCACUCGUCCCGCGGGUCGUUGGACUUUGUCUACUAAAUUAGCUUAAUCUCAUCAUCGCGAAACUGUUAUUCGAAUAUCGUUAAUUUUUUUUUUUUACGCUUUCAUUAGCUUCAGACGUUUGUAUGUUUGUAAAGGAAUCUUUGAACAUGAUUUUGAGCCCCUUCCAAACGUCGAAUUAAAUCGAAAUUUGAUAUAUUUAUUAAGUACCGAUGACAAUUCAAUAUUAAAAAAUAUAUUGAAAAAAUUGGAAUUCAACUAAAAAAUGAAAAAUAAAUAAUAGUUUAAAAGAACUAACAAAAUAAGCCUUUAUAGAAAAUCCAACUAAAAAUAGAAAGCUAAUUUUAAUAAAUUUGUAUUAAAAAUAGUGUAAGAAAAAAUGAUUUUAUUGUAAAAAAAGCGCGGGGUGCAUGGUAUCAGUAGUUAUAAAUAUUUUAUGAACAGAUAUGAGUAGAAGGGUUGUUUUGAUAAUAUCCUGAAAAAGCACCCCACGCUUUUUUUUACAAUAAAAUCAUUUUAUCUUACACUAUUUUUAAUUCAAAUUUAUUAAAAUUAACUUUCUAUUUUUUAGUUGCAUUUUCUAUAAAAGUGUAUUUUGAUAGUUUUUUGAAACUAUUAUUUAUUUGGUUUUUGUUUAAAGGAAUUUUAUCUAUACCAAAACAGUCGGUGGGAACGAAAACUUAAAAAAUAUAGUUUUAUUACUAAUCACUCAUCUCUCGACAUGCAGUCAUGUGCUACUGUUAUUACAUUUGUCUCGUGUGCGUUAUAUAUAAUAUAUUCUAGAUAGUUCUAGUAUAUAUAUCGAGGCUUGAAAGGUAAACAUGACUAAGUGACAAUAACUGCUUUAUACAUAAAUGAUAGGCAAUAACCAUAUUCGAUGCGCAAAAAAAUAUAUUUCUAGCUCUAUUAAAAUCAUUUCAAUCCUACAGCUAGAUUCGUUAAAAUAGAUAAUUUUUUCAGGUAUUUCAACAUUAAAUUAGUCUACUGUAAAGUUCACGCAUUGUCGCUUAGUCACGUUUGCCUUUCAAGCGUCGAUAUGUAUGUACGUAUUCUAGAUAGUUCUAAUGUGGUUGGUCAAGUAGUUGAUAAUUAUUGAUAUCUGGUUCGGAACGUCACAGAAUGAAAAGCUUCGAUCAAUAAUAGUACUAGAUUACGGAUCAGGAACAAAAAUAAGACGCUCCAGUGGCCACGUUUGCAGACACGAAAACAUCUUCAUUUCUUAGAAAAAAGUUUAAUAAUGUUAACGACUUCAGUUUAUUAUAAACCUUAAUACUUAAACAUAAAGUUUAAUUACCAUUGCAAAAUAUAUGUAUUUAGGUCCUUUCGUCAGAAAAAGAAUAUUAUGGAAUAAAUUUAAAAUGUCACUUGAACAUAAAAAGUCAUCAGUACAAAAAUAUUUAUUCUAAAAUGAUACUUAAAGCCUAAUUUAUAAGGUUAAAAAUAUUUGUUUAAAAUUUCAUGCUUAUUGUAUUGUGGAACAAGAUGUAGUUCUUGGUAUUACAUUUCAAUGCUCAGAACACAGUAAGUAUUGAAAGACAUAGAGUUGCAGAAUAUACAUAUUUGUUUUAGGUUUGUUUUGUAUGGUCGCAACUAUUUUUGACCGAUUCAAAAAAGUUGUAGAUAAUAUUUUACAUUGCCGCUAUUACAACAAAUAGGUGAUAAAAAAUAAAAUUGAAUAAAGUAAAAAAAAUAUGAAAGGAAACACGAAACAUGUUUUCCACGUAUUCUUUAUACAGAAGUAAUUAAAACAAUAAUGUAGGUUUAAUUACCUUUAAACAGAUUCAGUUUGUUAUAAAGCUGUCUUUUAGAAGUCAUUUUUAUAUGAGCGGUUUCUUUUUUACAAAUAUAAAUCAAUGAAUUUUUCUAUAAUCAGUUUAAUUUAGGCUUAUUUUAUGGCUGUGUUCGUUUCCCCCAGAAAACCAAUCCUUUUCAGCAUAUACGCUUAAAAUAUUUACACAUACAUAUAAAGUUUUUUUAAUACUUUUUUGCAUUGAUUUGCCACCACCAUUGAACAAUUCUAGAAUUUUUAAAAGAGUUCUAUAUUUCUUCUCCUCUUUCUUUCGCGACAAUACAUAUCCAUUGUGCACAGCGACAAGGGGCUACUAGGAAAUCUACAAACAAAAAUAACAUUAUAAAAUAACAAAACUACUCUAUGCAUUCCCUGUCCAAGAAUAGGUGAUGUUUGUUACAAUAGUUGGUGCCUUGUUGCAAACAUUGGCCAAACAAUUACAAUAUUCGUAAAUUGUGUUUUAUUUACAAUAUAAUUGUGUUUAUUAUUUUAUGAAAAACACUUAAUAAUAUAAAUUUACCAAAAAAAGAUAUUCCUUCCAAAACCUUGGUGUUACGGUGGUUUUUUACUCAGUUUUUGAACGCGCAUUGCAGCGUUUUGACGUCUUAGUGUUGGCUAUGAUUGGACCAUACUAAUUUGAAAUAAGACCACAAAUUUAUUUGUGGUCUUAUUUUUCGGGCCGCUUUUGAAGCGCUAAUCGCGAAUCUAGUAGUAUUAUUGAUCGAAGAUGAAAAGAAUAGAAUCGAAGAUAUAUAUAUAUAUAUUUAGUAGGUAAAACAUCGAGGAGUGAAAUGUGAGAUUCCGCAUAAUAGGCAGCGGCUUGGCUCUGCCCCUGGCAUUGCUGAAGUCCAUGGGCGACGGUAACCACUCACCAUCAGGUGGGCCGUAUGCCCGUCUGCCUACAAAGGCAAUAAAAAAAAUAAAAAAAAAUUCUUUAUAAUUAAAGGUCCCUUUUAUUUGUUAAUACUAUCAACAAUUCGGUGUUUUUAAUUGAGUUUACCCAUUCAAAUAUCUGAAGAAGUUGUUUUGUUAUCAUAUUUUUUCCAAAUUUUAAACUUUAAAUGGCGCUCUUGUAAAGUUGCAAAAAUGGCGCUUAAACGUAAUAGAUUUUCAUCCCUCAAUAUUAAAGCAACGGCUGGGGAGCACUCUAAGAUCCAGAGAUUCACUAAUCAUUUGUUCGCUAAACUUGUAGUUAAAUGAAUAAAUAACUUAUCUAAUAUGUUUUAACACAUUAUAAGUCGCACUAUAAAGUAAACAUGUCUAGGUAGCGGGUAGGUACCACCGCCCCGCCUAUUUCAGCCGUGAAGCAGUAACGCGUUUCGGUUUGAAGGGCGGAGCAGCCGUUGUAACUAUACUGAGACCCUUAGAACUUAUAUCUCAAGAUGGGUGGCGCAUUUACGUUGUAGAUGUGUAUGGGCUCCAGUAACCACUUAACACCAGGUGGGCUCUGAGCUCGUCCACUCAUCUAAGCAAUAAAAAAUAUACUAUUUUAGAGAAAAGAUGGCUUGUUCAUCACUAUGAAAAAAAAAUGUCUGCUCUAAAGAAGCAGCAAAACCAAACCAUUCUCAGCUGGCUAUCUUCAACAUUCUGUGACGUUUGUUAAUGUAUUUAAAAAAAUAGUUAAUGAUAUAAAUAUAAUCUAGUUUAAAUAGAUCAAUUAGACAAUCCGUUGAUUUAGAUGUAGAAAUGUUACCAUUUAUUUCCGUUAAAUUGUUUAAGUUUUAUUUUAAUACUUAACUGGUGUGUGUGACGGUGUUCUGUUGCGGGAAUAUUUUGGGAUUGUUUAUUUUUUGGUUGUAUAAAUUUAUUUAAGUUUGUGGUCGGGAGAUAUCGAUAUGUGUACGAUCGUGUACGAAUGGCCCGAACGCUAGUAAACUAAUAGCAAAUUAUAUUUUAUAUGUAAUUAAAAAUAUAUAUACAAAAAUUAAUUAUUCUAUAAUGCAUUUAUUUCAAAUGACUUGUUGUUUUUUUUUUUUCAAUCUGUUCCAUCAUUUUCGAUAUAAAUUAUAAUUACCUCGAAAUACCUGUGUUCACUCUUGUUUGAGAAUCGUGUACUGAUUUUUUUUUUUACUGUCCUUGUAGACAGACGACGAGCAUACGGCCCACCUGAUGGUGAGUGGUUACCGUCGCCCCUGGACUUCAGCAAUGUCAGGGGCAGAGCCAAGCCGCUGCCUACCGUUAUCACUUUAACAAUGUGUUAUUUCAGUAAACUGAUUCACGAACGUGGUUUUUGAUGUAAUAAAUAAAUGUCCAGGAUAUGUGAGCUCUAUCCCGGUUAUUUUCUUUUUAGUGAAUGGUUCUAAUGCAUUGUUAUUUAGUAAUUACUUUCGACUGACAAUUCACCUCCAAUACACAUACAAUCCAUUUCGCCUAUUUCUGCCGUGAAGCAGUAAUGCGUUUCGGUUUGAAGGCUGGGGCAGCCGUUGUAACUGUACUGAGACCUUAGGACUUAUAUCUCAAGGUGGGUGGCGGCAUUUAUGUUGUAGAUGCCUAUGGGCUCCAGUAACCACUUAACACCAGGUGGACUGUGAGCUCGUCCACCUAUAUAAGCAAUAAAAAAAAAAUCUCGCAUCAUACGAAACAUCGAAAUUCUUAAUCUACGUUCUCAGUUCUCAAUCUCUUCUGACAUUGCUGAAGUCCAUGGGCGACGGUAACCACUCACCAUCAGGUGGGCCGUAUGAUCGUUGUCUUCAAGAGCAAUAUUUUUUUUUUAUACUAUAAUAAAAUUGCAAUUGCUAUUAAGCGUCUAAUAUUGUAUAAUAUAUAAUUUCCUAUUGCCAUCGUAGGCAGACGAGCAUACUAUCCAUUUGAUGGUAAGCAGUCACCGUGGCUUAUGGACAACGGCAUAAAUGUAAGGUAUGUAUGUAUUUAAAAUAGUUUUUUUUGGUAUAUUAAUAUCGAAGCAUUGCAUAGAAAAUGUUUGAUGAAAUAUAAAAUAUUAGAGUGGCUAAGUCAUUAAAAAGACUCUGUAUUAACUAUAUUGUAUUUAAAGUAACUUCUGAAAAUAAACUGUUAUUUUCCACUGACGAAUAUAGAAUGGAAUCCCAUACAGUCGUGCCGGCACUGAAGGCACACGACUAUGCAGAAUGUAUUCGCUACGAACUGACGGGUUUGUUGUGUAAUGUUUUUGUAUAAAUAAAGUUUAAGUGAUGUA